Molecule: messenger RNA, 694 nt
Organism: Marchantia polymorpha subsp. ruderalis
Lineage: Eukaryota; Viridiplantae; Streptophyta; Marchantiopsida; Marchantiales; Marchantiaceae
Source: the annotation of a GenBank genome assembly
UCAUGUCAACGGCAUGUGUACCAAGAACCGGGACCGAGCCAGAGCCAGGACGGCAGAUCGCAUAAGUGAAGAAAUGGACAGACGGCAGUGACUAAUAGUCCCCGAAGCUGAGGUUUUGUGGGCACUCAACAUCGACGAAGGCUUACGACUGAAGCAGAAUUCUUGGCGGAGGGGAUUGCAGCUUCUGUCUUCGCGUGCUUCGAUCCAGCUAAGAUGAUCGACGACCAGGACCUGGGAUUUUUCGCCAAUUUUUUGGGAAUCUGCAUUUUCGUUCUAGUGGUGGCCUAUCACUACGUGGUAGCUGACCCUAAGUUCGAUACUCAAUGAUGAGUGGUCUCUACAUUGGGUGAAUGAACAUCCCUCUCAAAGGCGCAUUCUGAAAUGCUCGCAAGACGAUAGAAGGCAUUUGUUGCGUCAAGCAGCAAUAUCUUGAUGGCUCAAGUGUCUUCACCUUCAUGUGAUCUGGGUGCAUGCACACGGAUUCUGCCACCCUUAGUCGGAACUAGUGGCGAAUGCAAGAGUUUGUGAUGCAGGCUGUUUGGCCAGUGGAAGACUCUGGAUGAUGUCCGUAAAAUUCAUGCUACUUCUGUAUCAGGUAUCACAGAUUUUGAGCGUCACACCCUCUUUAAGAAAUAUGUGCCUACAUUUUUUCUGGGCAUCAUAAAUUGAACGGAUCUAUCACUUUCAUCACUUC